This is a messenger RNA of Balaenoptera musculus (blue whale), 2065 nucleotides long. RefSeq names its product ubiquitin conjugating enzyme E2 L6 (gene UBE2L6). Gene Ontology annotation, biological process: ubiquitin-dependent protein catabolic process; protein polyubiquitination; ISG15-protein conjugation. The transcript has 4 exons. Gene Ontology annotation, molecular function: ubiquitin conjugating enzyme activity; ISG15 transferase activity. Gene Ontology annotation, cellular component: nucleus. The record is from RefSeq and is a predicted model, not a curated record. Bases 198 to 830 code for a protein of 210 amino acids. Lineage: Eukaryota; Metazoa; Chordata; Mammalia; Artiodactyla; Balaenopteridae.
GACCGGGCGGGUCCUCCCCGCGGUGGCCUCGCAGUCUCAGCCGAGGCGGUGGGGAGCAGGUCAACCCGGUCACCGCGGGUGGAACGGAAAGUGGGCGGGGCUCUCGGAGGUGGUGUCCCCGGGGCGGGGCGCGCGUAGUUCGCAGUCCGGUGCGCACUCUGGCUGGAGCCCGUCGGAGCUUUACACUCGGUCCCGAGAUGACGGCGAGCAAGCGGGUGGCGAAGGAGCUGGAGGACCUUCAGAAGGGGCUCCCCAGGUACCUGCGGAACCUGUUCAGCGACGAUGCCGACGUGCUGGUGUGGCACGCUCUCCUCCUGCCUGAGAAACCGCCCUACAACCUCAAGGCCUUCAACCUGCGCAUCAGCUUCCCUGAUGAGUAUCCAUUCAAGCCUCCGGCAGUGACGUUCACAACCAGGAUCUACCAUCCCAACGUGGACAGCAGCGGGCGGGUGUGCCUGCCCAUCAUCAGCAAGGAGAACUGGAAGCCUUUCACCAAGACCUGCCAAGGCUUGGAGCCAAGGCAAGGCAGCUGCAGGAGGACAAUGACCCGGCCCCACAGGCCGGGGACACCUGGUCAGGGCCGAGCCACGUGCCCUUCUGAUGUUCACCGAGAGCUCUCAGCCCCGACUAGGAGCUUCACUUUCCAAUCCUGGUUCAUCACCAUUAAAGGUGCUUCUGAGCCCAGAGCAGGACUGGUGCUCCCGACGCCCUCAGCCCCCCACCCCAGGGCACUCCCCCCAUCCCUUGGCAGGAUGAACUGGAAGGGAUCUUCUCUAGCAUCAAGUCUGGUGGAUUUCAAACAGCAUCCUUGGUGCCCUAGGGCCCUAUAGACAUGCUUCAGGGACCAUCUUGGGAAGCAGGGUUGGGCGCUGAGCUGGAGUGCUGCAGGAACCCCUCCCAACCUAAAAAGGCCUCCCUAAAAUCUGUUUAAUAUGUUGGGCAUUCAUUUAAUAUUUUGCUUGAGGAAUGUGUCAGGGGGGAAACAAACAUAUGAAAAGCACAGAUCAAUAUCAGCCAUCUCGUUUUGCCGAUGGGGACACGCAGGCCCAGAAAGGGGAAGAUUGCUGCCCAGGCUUCCCUGCAGGCUGGUGGCCAGGCCUGGACUAGACCAGAGGGCUCAGCCUCCUGGACCAAGGUGCUACCGACACCCCCAGUGACUUAUUCCCUGCCCCCGGGCUUUAGAAAUGCACUGGGCGGGCCUCAGAGCUGUCUGCAUGGACUACACCCUAUGCAUAGUCCUGUCUCUACCAGGCGGCUCAGAAGCCCCUCCCAGGUGGGAAAGGACGGGUGCUCCAGGCGUGAGCUCCUUGGGAGCCCCAAGGCCAUCAGGUCAUGUCUCUCCGGUGGGUGGAGAUGGAGGCCUUUGGCUGAGUCUGGUGUCGGUGCUUUGGUGGUGGGAGUGCCUCCUCCUCCCCCGCCACCUGGCAGCCAUGUCUUGGUCUCUUAGGUUCUUCCUUGGGCCACACUGCUCCUCACACCCCUCCUGCCUGUCUAGUUCACCCCUGUCUCCAUCCCUCCACCACCCCGGCAUCCAGCUGUGUGAACCCCAGCAAUAAAUCCCCUCCAGGUCCCACACUGAAUAAUAAUUAUCAUAACAACUGUGAUAUCAUUCGUUAUAACACAGGAGCUAAGAUUUUUUUUUUUUGAAGUGUUUGCCAUGGGUUAGGCACUGUUUAUAGGGACUUUACUUAAUUAUUUACUUAAUUCUCACCAUAGCCCUGCCAAAUAGGAAAUGUCAUGCCCAUUUUAAAGAUCAGAAUAUGGAGGCUCAGAGAGGUGAAGGAGCCUGUCCAAGAUCACACAGCUAACAAAUGGCAGAGUCAGAAUCUGGCCCUAAAUCUCAGCAACCACCCUGUCUGCCCCUCCUCUACCCCUUACCCUGCCUGCAUUUUCUUCACGGCACCUGUUCCCUCACAUUAUAUUUCACACGUAUGUGUGUUUAUGAUCUGUCUCUCCCUUUAGAAUGUGAGUCAUAGGCACGCAGGGAUUUUGCAAGUUUCACCCACUGCUAUGUCCUAAAACAGUUCCCAGCAAUCAAAAAAUAUCUGUUGGGGACUUCCCUGGU